This is a messenger RNA of Nycticebus coucang (slow loris), 1800 nucleotides long. RefSeq lists its product as uncharacterized. The transcript is spliced from 3 exons. NCBI's taxonomy places the organism in Eukaryota, Metazoa, Chordata, Mammalia, Primates, Lorisidae. Bases 1 to 693 code for a protein of 230 amino acids. The record is from RefSeq and is a predicted model, not a curated record.
AUGUGCCAAAAGGAACCAGGCCGCGGCCGGUGUCACACGGCGGGCCUCCGGGUAGCGGCCGCAGCCAAGCUGGCGGCUUUGCUGCCCCGCUCCCGCUCGCACCCGCGGCUCGCCCGCGGCCACUCGCGGCUGGGCCGGGGCCACUACUCGCUGCCCCUGACCCCGCUGCCCGCACCGUCCUUGCCACACCCGCCUCUGCCCGGCCUGCCACCUGGCCUGAGCCCUAGGCCACCGCCGCCCUCCGCGCUGGCCUUGGCGGAGCUGCCGCCUCUACCUGCGCUCCCUCUGAGGCCGGAGCCGCUAGCGCCCUGGGGACCUGCCGCCCAUCUGGCACUGCCUGAGCUGCCGCCCGAGGCCUGCGCGCCCGCGCCUCCUGCUACCGCGCUCUCCCUGCAGGAUCUGCCGCGCCUGCCUGCGAGGGUACAGCCGCCUGCUCACCUGCCGCUGCCGCCGCUGCCAGAGUCUGCAGUCGCUGCCAUCCCUGGGCCGGUGGGCGCGCGCGGCCGUCCACCUUUAAUGGCAGAACCACCCCCUCAGCCGCUGCCGCCGCUACCUGCGCGGCCCUCGUCCUUCAACCUACUGGCACCGCCCGUGCCCCGCGACUCCUGGCUGCUGCCUGCUUUCCCGCCGCCUGCACCCCACCACGCCUGGCCACGGCCUGCCUUCCUGCCGCCGCCGCACUUCUUCUUGUAGCUGGCCUGCUUGACCACCCGCCCACCUGGAGGGCAGCGGGUUGGAGAGCUGGCAGCCCCGUCCGGACACAGGGCUUGUGCCCUGAGCGCACCAUAUUCCCCACCAGCAGGUUGAGAAGGCGUGGGUGGCCUGUGCCCAGGUAACUAGGCGGACAUCUGUCUCAAUGCAUGGUAUCGGAAAGCCAACCUUGACCUUGGGGGACCUCUGAGAGCCUGGGACCCAGCAGCAAGAAGGCAGUGUAUUAGUUUCCUGUGACUGCAGUAACAAUUGCCACAAACUUAGUGGCUUAAAACAACAGAAGUUUACUCUCCACAAUUCUGGAGGCCAGAAGUCCAAAAUCCAGGUGUGGACAAGGCAGUGCUCCUUCUGUAGGCUCCAGGCCCAUCCUUAACCUAAGAUAAUCUCAAGUUGAGAUCCUUAAUUUAUUUAAUUGCAUUUGCUAAGAUCAUUUUUUUUUUUUUUUUGAGACAGUCUCACUUUGUCACCCUUGGUAGAGUGCUGUGGCGUCAUAGCUCACAUGGGUUCAAGUGAUUCUCUUGCUUCAGCCUCCCUAGUAGCUGGGACUACAGGUGCCCACCACAACACCUGGCUAUAUUUUUUGUUUAGCAGGCCUGGGCCAGGUUUGACCCCAUCAGCCCUGGAGCAUGUGGCUGGUGCCCUAACCACUGAGCUAUGGGUGCCUAGCCAGAACAUUUUAAUAAAUAAGUCACAUUCACAGAUUCUGCAUGCCAACAUGCAGUCCAUGUAGGCACCAUUCUCUCCCCUGCAGGGCUGGGUUAUCUCCCUAGUUGGUUUCCCAGAACUUACUGUAUUUUAGGCCCUGUCCCUUGCUGACCUGGAGCCCUUGGGUAGGAGCUGAUAGCACUAAUACCUUGAUAAAGCUCUUAUUGGGCAUGAAAGAAAGAGUGACUGCCUUUCCCCUUCUCUGAAUUAUGGCUCAGUUCUCUUCAUCCCCCUUCACCUUGUAUAGCCCUAUAGCCCUCCUCUCUCCACUAGGACUCCCAAUAAACAGGAAGGACAAGAAUGAAUGUACUCUCAAAGCUGGGAGUGAUAACUGUUCCCUGUUGAAGGAUGACAAUUCCGACUGAUAAUAAAAGUUAAUUGUUA